GGAUUCUAUUUCAAAUUGUUCAUUCAAAAAAAAAUUCGGAUAUAAAACGUAUAGCAUUUCUGAUCUCGUCCCUCUUCAUAAGUUUCCGAAUAAAUUAGUUUGGAAAUCGAUACAUAUUGAUCAAACAAACGGAGAACGCUUACCAAUACAAAAGCUCGAUUUAUCAUACGUCAAAUUCUAUUUUCGACCAAUGGCAAUCGAGAAACAGAACUGUAAAGAACGGCAAAUUCUGACCUUUACCAAAGGAUUCGUGUACUACGCAUGUGCGAUAGUAUCCAAGAAGAGGAUCGAUAAACAGCAGCACCAACAUCAGGUACACUUAGUGAUUGUAUAAACGUAGUGUGUACCGUUAAUAGUGUGUGUAGUCUGCUGAGAAUGUUUACCAAUUUGAAAUUAUCCGGUGGUGUGUUGAAGGUGAAGUUGCAUAAAUCCAUCCUUAGAGUAGUGAUAGGAAAUGAACUUUAUCAAGAAGAAAAUCAAAAGUCAUAAAAAGGGACUUGAUAAAGAGGAUGAUUUUGAAAAUAUCCCACACGAAACGACAUCAACAACCGAAAGAAACAGUGAAGAGCAACAAUCUAAUAAAAAUACUGAAGAGUGGCAAUUUUUUCAACAAUUAACUCAACGUGUGCAGGACACUGUAGAAAAAACCCAAACAACACUAACUAAAUUAAAAGACAGUAGUGCUAUUGCUGAACUUAAUAAACCAGAUUAUCUUUCUGACUCAGAUGAAAAUGAAAGUAAAGUUUUGCCCUCGGUUGCCCAAUCUUGGGUUCAUUUCGAAGACGAUACAAAUUCUACUUUGCUUAAUGUAGACAGUUCUUUAGAUAACGCUUCAGGUAAACCUCCGCCGCCUAGACCACCACCACCAAAAUUAAUAGAGACUAAUACUGUUAAAUCGACAGACAAAGAUACAGUUUUAAAUGAAGAUGUUACAAAAAUUUCGGAAACUCCCAAUCAGGGAGUUUCGUUAUUAGACGAAUUUGGAUUUCAGGCAGACACCGCUUCUAUUCCUCAGUUUUCCGCUCAGUUAAAUAUUAAUGAUUUAUUAGCAUUAGAAGAAAACGAGGAACAAGGACCUGAUCCAUUUGAUACUUCGUUUGUUGAUACUUCUAAUACAGUUUUAAAGGAAAGUAGUUUUGAUGAACUAGGCAAAGAAACACUUAAGGAAGAACAUAUUGACAAAGAACCAGAUCCAUUUGAUACAUCUUUUGUUAACAGACUUGGUAAUUUAGAAAUAGCAGACAAUGAUGUUUCUAAAGAGGAUUAUAAUUUCACUUUAGAAAAAAAAAUCGACGGUGGAAUUAAUUUAGAAAAGAAUGAAAUAGCAACACCAGUAGAAGUUACUAAUAUUGUUUCUGAAAGUGUUGAUAUUAACGGCGAAGACACAAUGAGUAAUCCAUUUUUGUCUGAUUCUGAUACUCAACCGUCUGGUUUUUCAAAGGCACUUUUUGAUAUAGACUCUCAGAGUAAUGAUUUAUUUGGUGUAUCGAAGCCGAAAUCUACCACUAAUCCAUUUGAAAGUGAUACAUCUACUCAGGAUAUUGACCUCUUAGGUGAUGCAUUUGCUACAUCUCUGGAGGAUAAAAGUUCAUUGGAGGAGAAGCCCUCGGUUGUUGAUCAGUGUUUAUUCGAUCCUUUUGGAUUCGGUCCGGAAGAUAAUUUAAAGUCGAAUGACGCAGAAUUAAUUCAGCCUGUGCAGCAAGAUUUAUCUAAGAAAACACAGUUACCUAGUGAACAAUUUGAUUUCUUAACCAAACAACCCGAAGUGGAAACAUCCAGUGUAAAUUUAUUAGAAAAAUCUCUUGAUAUUAUUACUAACAACGCACCAACUGAUGAUUUAUUCUCAUCACAAUCAAGCACUCUGACCGGGCAAAAUGGUAUAGUUGAUAUUAAUCAGAAACGGGACAGUAUAAAAUCAAUUGAUAAAAAUGCAAUAACAUCUCCAGAACAAAAUGUGCAUUCUCGUUCAGUUUCAGAGGCAGUUUCUUUGGAUGAAAUCUCCGACGCCGAAAAAUCGUUGCCUCCAGGUUCCCGAAAAAUGAGUACGGCUAUGGAAGAAUUAGACGAUUUUUUCGGUGGGGGUAUUAGUAAAAGUGUGGCACAAACUGUAGAUGUUUCUACAACUAUCACUAAGGAAAAUCGAAACAAAAUCGAAAGUGAUCCUUUUGCAAAUAUUUUUGAAGGAAGUGAAAUUACUAAAGAUACGGAACCUUCUAACUUAACUUCAGUAACAGAUGUUACUAAAGAAUGUGUUGGUUUUGAUAUGGGUGAAGUUAAAACGGCGUCAGUGCCCUCAUCAUUGGAUGAUUUAAUGAGUAGAUCGGAUGCUCCGUCAGUUCUCAAUCCCUUUGAGACUUCUGUACCAGCUCAACCAUCAGACGAAGAUAGUACAAAAGCUUUUGACCCAUUCGGAGGCUUCAUGGAUAGCGAUACUAAGACUGAUACAGAUUUGUUAAAUACUACUACAAAAAUUUCAGAUUCGUUUACUGCAGUUGAUACUUUUUCAUCUGAUUCAAAACUUGAUGAUGCCGCAAUUGCCAGCGCUAUUGCAGAUCCAUUUGAUACUAGCAUGAUGAAACCAGAAAUUGUUAAAGAUGCCAUUCCUUUCACAGAAACAGCAGCAUUCGAAGCUUUUGCAGCAAAAUUCGAAGAAGCGAUCGAAAAACUUGAUGAUAAAUGCGUAACUAAAGAUGAAUUCGAUCCGUUUGGCGUUGCAGACUUUCCAGAUAAAAUUGGUGAUGAUCAGCAAGGUUUUGGAGGAUCGGAUUCUUUUGAUCCAUUUUUAUCUAUGACGAAACCUCCCGAAAACACUCCAACUCGCCUUCCACCUCAAAAAGAGACGUCACAAGAUUCAUUUGAUGAUGAUGAAGGGCCUGAUUUUUCAGUUGUUAUUAGACCAAAAAUGAAAGAAAAAAUAGAAACCACUAUUUCUUUGGGUCCACCACCGGUACUACCUCCGCCUCCAAAAACGCCUCCAAAGAGUCCCGUACCACCUGUUUCAUCUAAAUUUAACCCUUUUGAUGUUGGUUUCGACGUGUCAUCGGAAGAUGCAACUCAAGAAGAACAACCCGCCGUAAUCGAACAGGAUUCGCUAUUCGGAGAAGCAAAACCACAAACUACAGAAGAAAUAACAGAAAAGAAACAACCCGAAUCCCUAGAAAGCCCAACAACACCAUUAUUCGAUGAGGAUACCUCACAACCAUUAGAAGAAUUUCCAGCAAAAUUUGAAGGAGAAGGUUGGGAAAUGAUGCUCCGCCAACCAAACAAAAAGAAAAUAACAGGAAAUAGAUUUUGGAAAAAGGUAUACGUUCGUCUUUCGGAUGGAGGCGUUCUUCAACUUUUCAACAAAAGUGAUGAUAAUGAUCCGUUUCAAGAGUUGCCUUUACAGGCUUGUUAUUCACUCUCAGAGAUAGGAGCUCAACAAUUUGAUGCUUAUGGUAAAAUCUUUACUGUAAAACUGCAGUACAUAUUUUAUCGAGAAAGGGUAGGAGUACGACCUGGCCAGAUAAGCAAGGUGAUGCAAGGACAUAUUACAAGUGUUGGGCAGAUAGCCAAACUUGGUCUUCCAUUGGAACAUGCACCUCAAGUUUCCCAAUUAUUGAAAUUGGGAACUCAGUGCUAUUCAGAUAUCAAGACAUUUGUUCAGAUUGUGGAAGAUGCUUUGUUUCAUCUUACAAUACACAGGGAUCGAUCUUUAACAUAUAAAACAGAAGAAGUGCAAGUUACAGUCCAAGAUGAAUUUUAUGUUUAUCAAGAUAAAACAGGCCAUGUGUGCAAACAGUUAGCACGUGUACGAAUUUUCUUCCUUGCUUUCAUCACAGGUAUGCCUGAUGUUGAAAUAGGUUUAAAUGAUCUUACAAGACAAGGUAAAGAAGUUGUAGGACGAUAUGAUAUAAUUCCUGUAGUUACAGAAGAGUGGAUACGACUAGAAAACUGUGAAUUUCAUUCCUGUGUUCUUCAAGAAGAAUUUGAAAAUAAUCGUAUUAUCAAAUUUCAUCCACCUGAUGCUUGUUUAUUUGAAUUGAUGAGAUUUCGUAUUCGUCCUCCAAAAAACAGAGAACUGCCUUUGCAAGUAAAAGCAGUCAUGUUAGUGACAAAAGCAAGAAUUGAAUUACGUACAGAUGUACUUGUUCCUGGUUAUCAUGGUAGAAAACAUGGACAGAUUCCUUGUGAAGAUAUUCAAAUUAGGUUUCCCAUUCCUGAAUGCUGGAUAUAUUUAUUUAGAGUAGAGAAACAUUUUCGUUAUGGAUCAUUAAAAGCUGCUGCUAGAAAGCCAGGAAAAAUAAAGGGUCUUGAGAGGAUAAUGGGUACUGCACAAAGUUUAGAUCCUAGUCUGAUAGAAGUAUCAACAGGAAAUGCUAAAUAUGAACAUGCAUUAAAAGCCGUAGUAUGGAGAAUCCCUCGACUUCCAAAAGAGGGCCAAGGUGCCUAUACAACACAUUUAUUCCUAUUGCGAUUAGAUAUGACUUCAUUUGAUCAGAUUCCUGAAUCAUUGAGUCAGCACGUGGAUGUAGAAUUUACAAUGCCAGCAACAACUGUAUCUCACACUACAGUGAGAUCUGUCUCUGUCACUAAUUCAAAUCCACCAGAGAAAUAUGUUCGUUAUGUUUCAAAACAUGAAUAUAAAGUUGAAAUAGAGUUUACGGAAAGUAAGGCAGAGAGUGAGUACGUAACGGCAGCAGCAACAACAACAACAACCGCCAACAUUCCUCCAACUCUUGCAGAAACACCUUCCAACGAACAUGAGGAUGACGACAGUGACUGAAUUAUCAAUUCAACUCAAAUAGGUUAAAGAAAUCUUCAAAACAACUGAGUGUUGGGAUUUGUAUCAAAAUGAUAAAAAUAUUCUAUGUGCCUGUCAAUAUUGAUUGUUAAAUUUCUGUUUUCUCCAGGAAAUGGCAGCAAGAUUGGAAGCCUUCUGGAUGUUGCCAGUAAAAAAAAGGUGUUCUAAAAUCUGUAAUAAUAGUUAUAUUCAUCAACAAUUCAGAACGAAUUUGUUGCAAAUUAAAAUGAACAUUGCAAUCGAUCAAUCUUCCCAAGAUCAUCAUUCAUAUCUUGGCACAUUGCUUUGAAACUUUCAUCUAAAUGGUGCAAUUUAUUGUUGCUUUUUUGAUUGUUGUAGAUAUUAUUUACAUAUACAAAAUAUAUAUAUAAAUUUAUUUCAAAUCACAUUAAUUCAUGAUAUGUAUAUCAUGUGAUAAAAUCAUAUUUUUAUUUCUUUGGAUAAACGUUUUGUAUAUUGUAUAUAUUAUUUAUAUCCAUUCAACAGAAAUUUAUUUUUGACUGCACUUAAAUAUAAAAAUCAAGUAUUUAAAGAAAAGUAUUUAAUUUUAAUCACUAAAAAUGCAAAUGCACACUAUAUUAAAACUAUAGUAUAACAUUUUAUUCAGAUGAUUUGAUAGUUUAACAUAUGUUUUAGUAAAAAUUGUGUACACAGAUAUGUUGCAUAAUAUGAAUGUGGAAUAGUACUUGCUAUUCCAGUUACU
This is a messenger RNA of Centruroides sculpturatus (bark scorpion), 5486 nucleotides long. RefSeq names its product protein stoned-B-like. Gene Ontology annotation, biological process: regulation of endocytosis; clathrin-dependent endocytosis; intracellular protein transport. The record is from RefSeq and is a predicted model, not a curated record. Gene Ontology annotation, cellular component: AP-2 adaptor complex; synaptic vesicle. NCBI's taxonomy places the organism in Eukaryota, Metazoa, Arthropoda, Arachnida, Scorpiones, Buthidae. Gene Ontology annotation, molecular function: clathrin-cargo adaptor activity. Bases 455 to 4765 code for a protein of 1436 amino acids. The transcript is spliced from 9 exons.